UUGAGUUUUGGCAGUCGUGGGAAGGCCCGUAAACAAGACCGUCGGCCGUACCGACCUCCACGUAAAAAAACGACCGUGUUUACGGUCCGACCGUCGGCCCGUCCGUAAAUACGACCGUGGCCGUCCUCUCAUCCGCAUACGAGGAGACUUCAACGUUGACUUCCCCAGACGGGGAAAAUAUGGAUUUUGGGUUUAAUGACAUUUUGACAAGGUGUAAAUAUUAAAAGAAACCCGUGUUUUAUCAUGAAAACCACGGAACGUGCUAUGAAGAUAAAGUUUAAAGAUGUGUGAGCUGGGCUGAUUUCACGAGGGCUGUCGUGUAAUCUCGAAAAUAUGGGAAUGUGCUGCAGCCGACACAACACCGACGGUGCCAGACCGUUGAUGUACCAACAAGGCUACAAAAUGGGCAUGGAAAUGGGUGUAGCCGAGUCUAGAUACACUCCGGAUCCAAACCGACCAGGCCAGCUGAAAAGGCAAGGCGUCGAUAUUAUUAGGACGCCAACGACGCCAUCGGAAUACAGAGAUAGACAAGUUCAAAGCCAGACCAUGGCUCGACAUAAAAUAGUCGUCGCGGUUUACAACUACCAAAGCAGGGAAGCGUCUGACGUCAGCUUUGUCAAGGGCGACAGGAUGGAAGUUCUAGAUGACAGUGAGUCAGACUGGUGGAAAGUAAGGCACUUAAGGACUGGCGAUGAAGGACUUAUCCCUUGGAAUUUUGUAGCUCAAGAAAAGUCUGUCGAGAGUGAAGACUGGUAUUUUGGUAAAGUAUCGAGAAAAGAGGCCGAGAAAUUUUUGAUGGCUGAGGAAGAGCCAAGGGGAACGUUUUUAGUCAGGGACUCUGAACACAACCCGAGUGGAUAUUCGCUUUCUGUCAAAGACUGGGAGCAGACACGAGGCUAUCAUGUCAAACACUACAAAGUGAAACCGUCGGGUGACGAAGGCUAUUUUAUAGCAGCAAACAAAAUAUUUCCAACACUCCCUGCCCUCGUUCAAGCUUACACAAAAAAUGCCUUAGGCCUGUGCCAUGUUUUAUCGAAACCUUGCCCAAGGCCUGAACCUCAGAUUUGGGACCUGGCUCCUCAAUUGCGUGAUCAUUGGGAGAUAGACAGGAGCGAAAUUCAGCUCAUUCACAAACUCGGCCAAGGGAAUUUUGGCCAAGUUUGGUAUGGUAAGUGGAGAAAUAGUAUCGAAGUGGCCGUGAAGACAUUGAGGCAGGGUGCAAUGUCGACCCAGGCUUUCCUUCAAGAAGCAGCCAUUAUGAAGAAAUUCCGGCACGACCGGCUUGUCGCUUUGUACGCCGUCUGUUCAAAACAGGAACCGGUUUACAUCGUCACCGAAUACAUGAAGAAUGGCUCGUUGCUCGGAUUCCUCAGGAACGGUGAAGGGAAAGACCUAGCCCUUCAAGACCUCAUAUAUAUAGCUUAUCAGGUGGCGAGUGGUAUGAGUUAUCUGGAAAUGAAACAGCUCAUACACAGAGACUUGGCGGCAAGGAAUGUCCUUAUCGGAGAAAACAACAUUGCAAAAAUCUGUGACUUCGGCCUCGCGAGGGUAAUCGAAGACGACGAGUACUGUCCCAAGCAGGGGUCAAGGUUUCCUGUGAAAUGGACAGCUCCUGAGGCUAUCGUCUACGGUAGAUUUUCAAUAAAAUCGGACGUCUGGUCGUACGGAAUUCUCUUAAUGGAACUCUUUACGUAUGGGCAAGUCCCAUACCCUGGUAUGCACGGUAGGGAGGUGAUCGAACAGAUCGACCGAGGGUACAGAAUGCCGAAACCGACCUCGCACCACAUACCCGAUCCUAUAUACAGGAUCAUGCUUCAGUGUUGGGAAGCGGAUCCGGAAAAGCGUCCCACGUUCGAGUUCUUAACGUCGUACCUCGAAGAUUUCAAUAUAGCAUCUGAAAUCCCAUAUCGAGAUGUGUCCGAUUAAUUUUUUUUUCUUUUUGACGACGUGCCAAUUGCGGAAAAGUUUCCCAGAGGUUACAAAAGUUGCAAAAACAGGGUCAAAUUUUUCAAUUUUUGGGCGAUCACGGAUGGUGAUGUGUUUUUGUUUUUGUGCUUUUUUUUUCCCAAAAACCCCCUCCCCCCACCCGAAUUUCACUUUGAAGAGACUGUGCCUUUAAAAUUUUCUGCCUUCUCACACAAUUUUUCAAAGAGGAGAGAGAGGAAAAAAUGCUAUUGUUCUAAAAUUUAACGUACAUGUGUUAAUGUACAAUGAUCUCAAGAAAGCACAAUUUAAUUUAAUUUUUUUUUCGCUUUUUUAUUUUUUUUAAAUAGUAAUAUGUGCGGACUGAUUAAUUUGUAGCGUGAAGCAUUGCGAAUGGCAAUCGGCGUUAAUAAAUGUGUGAAUCUCUUCAUAUCAAGUCUUUGCUUGACAUCCAUGCAGUUCCUAACCAUAAUUUAAAAAUAAAAUAAAAUAAAUAACAAAAAUACAGAUAUUCAAAAUAGCCUGUGAUUUUUAUGUAAAAAAAGAACAUUAGGGUGUCCGGAUUUGAAAACAUUUGAACAGACAAGAAAGUGUCCCUGCAUCCCUUCUAUUUUCAACAAUAUGGGUAGUGUAGAUCAUAGAUUCUCAGCCUUAUUCUAUGCUUAAUUAUUUAUUUUUUGUUAAAGGUGCUUUACUAAUCGAGUAAUCAUUUAAUAAAAUGGCAUGUGAGUUGCUUUGUGAAAGCAUAUUAACCCAGCAAAUGUUUUUCUUUUUUAAUACCAUUUUAUUGCAUUGUUUAAAAAAAAGUUGCUCCGCAGAAUAAAGAUUGUGAUUGAGAUGAUAAAUUAUGCCUUUUUUCAAUCGCCAAAAAUAUUAGUAUGAGCAAAACUGUGCCAUCUGAAAGUUUUCCCCCUCAGAUCAACACAGCGAAGAAGAUUGAGAGAGAAAUAAGUGGCGAUAGUUUUUUUCUUUUGUACUAAAAAAAUUGCAACAAAUUGUGUUCUCUUGAGCAUUUCGCUAGUCACACUUUUAACAUUUUGGACUUUACCCUCAUUGAAUUUGCUUAAGAAUACAAAUUCACGUGAGGGGAAAAAAUCAGGAAUGACAAGGUCUCUAUUGUAAAUUACAAAAAAAAAAAAAAAAUGCUUCUCUACUUUGUACCAAUCAAAGGUUUUGCUAAUUUAGUGAUAAUCAUUAGUCAAAAAUUUUUUCAUUUUUUUACAUGUACAAUUUAAAAAUAAUUUUUUCUGUUAUUAAAAUUUAUACUAAAAAAAAUAUAAAUAUAUAUAACUAGUAUCAAAAGUAAUAUGUAUGUAUUUGUCUGUGUACACAAUUUUGUGGAAAUCAAUGCAUUUAUUUACAAUUUAGAAUAGUAGCGUUUAACUUAACAUGUUAUUAUUUUUUUAUAUUUUUUCCAAGUUUUCUUGUACUCAAUAUGAUUUAAAAUAAAUAGAAUGUUUAUUCAUUGUCUUAUUA
This is a messenger RNA of Cimex lectularius (bed bug), 3399 nucleotides long. It is a transcript of the gene Src64B, whose product is annotated as tyrosine-protein kinase Src64B. Gene Ontology annotation, biological process: innate immune response; cell differentiation; protein phosphorylation. Lineage: Eukaryota; Metazoa; Arthropoda; Insecta; Hemiptera; Cimicidae. Gene Ontology annotation, cellular component: extrinsic component of cytoplasmic side of plasma membrane. The transcript has 12 exons. The coding region runs from base 334 to 1926 and encodes 530 amino acids. Gene Ontology annotation, molecular function: signaling receptor binding; ATP binding; non-membrane spanning protein tyrosine kinase activity. The record is from RefSeq and is a predicted model, not a curated record.